GGGCUGGGGGGAGGGUAUAUAAGCGGAGACGGCGACAGCGCGCUCGACGCCGAUCGAGACAACACUGAGUGACCAACUUGAGGGUUUUGCGAGUGCUAGAGGUAAGCGCCGCGGCCUUUUUCCCCAACCCUGCCCCUUGCUUCGGCAGCUGCUCCUCCUGACCCCAGACUUCGGCCCCCUUCAGGUCGGUAAUCUUCGUUCUUUUCCGUGCCUCGGGCUGUGGCUGGAUUGAUUGCCUGUCUGCUGAGCUACUGGCUGACUGCGCCGGCAAAAUGAAACUGUCCCUGGUGGCGGCGGCGGUGCUGCUGCUCCUCGGCGCGGCUAAUGCCGAGGAGGAAGACAAGAAGGAGGACGUGGGCACGGUGGUCGGCAUCGACCUGGGGACCACUUACUCCUGCGUCGGGGUGUUCAAGAACGGCCGCGUGGAGAUCAUCGCCAAUGAUCAGGGCAACCGCAUCACGCCGUCUUACGUGGCCUUCACUCCUGAAGGGGAGCGUCUGAUCGGCGAUGCAGCCAAGAACCAGCUCACCUCUAACCCUGAGAACACGGUCUUCGAUGCCAAGCGGCUCAUUGGCCGCACUUGGAAUGACCCGUCUGUGCAGCAGGACAUCAAGUUCUUGCCGUUCAAGGUGGUUGAAAAGAAAACUAAGCCAUACAUUCAAGUAGACAUUGGAGGUGGGCAAACAAAGACAUUCGCUCCUGAGGAAAUUUCUGCCAUGGUUCUCACUAAAAUGAAAGAAACUGCUGAGGCAUAUUUGGGAAAGAAGGUUACCCAUGCAGUUGUUACUGUACCAGCCUAUUUCAAUGAUGCCCAGCGCCAAGCAACCAAAGAUGCUGGGACUAUUGCUGGACUGAAUGUUAUGAGAAUCAUCAAUGAGCCUACAGCAGCGGCUAUUGCUUAUGGCCUGGAUAAGAGGGAGGGUGAGAAGAACAUCCUGGUGUUUGACCUGGGUGGUGGAACCUUCGAUGUGUCUCUUCUCACCAUUGACAAUGGUGUCUUUGAAGUCGUGGCCACUAAUGGAGAUACUCAUCUGGGUGGGGAAGACUUUGAUCAACGUGUCAUGGAACACUUCAUCAAGCUGUAUAAGAAGAAGACUGGCAAAGAUGUGAGGAAAGACAACAGAGCUGUACAGAAACUCAGACGUGAGGUAGAAAAGGCCAAACGGGCCCUGUCUGCGCAACAUCAGGCAAGAAUUGAAAUUGAGUCAUUUUAUGAAGGAGAAGACUUUUCUGAAACCCUAACUCGGGCCAAAUUUGAAGAACUUAACAUGGAUCUGUUUCGUUCCACUAUGAAGCCUGUUCAGAAAGUGUUGGAGGAUUCUGAUUUGAAGAAAUCUGAUAUUGAUGAAAUUGUUCUUGUUGGUGGUUCUACUCGAAUCCCAAAGAUUCAACAGCUGGUUAAAGAGUUCUUCAAUGGCAAGGAGCCAUCCCGUGGCAUUAACCCAGAUGAGGCUGUAGCUUAUGGUGCUGCUGUCCAGGCAGGAGUACUCUCUGGUGAUCAAGAUACAGGUGAUCUGGUGCUGCUUGAUGUGUGUCCCCUUACACUUGGUAUUGAAACUGUGGGUGGUGUCAUGACCAAACUGAUUCCAAGAAACACUGUAGUGCCCACCAAGAAGUCUCAGAUCUUUUCUACAGCUUCAGAUAAUCAACCAACUGUUACGAUCAAAGUCUAUGAAGGUGAACGACCCCUGACAAAAGACAAUCAUCUUCUGGGUACAUUUGAUCUUACUGGAAUUCCACCUGCUCCCCGUGGGGUCCCACAGAUUGAAGUCACCUUUGAGAUAGAUGUGAAUGGCAUUCUUCGAGUGACAGCUGAAGACAAGGGUACAGGGAACAAAAAUAAGAUCACAAUUACCAAUGACCAAAAUCGUCUGACACCUGAAGAAAUUGAAAGGAUGGUUAAUGAUGCUGAGAAGUUUGCUGAGGAAGACAAAAGGCUUAAGGAGCGAAUUGACACGAGAAAUGAAUUGGAAAGUUAUGCCUAUUCGCUCAAGAAUCAGAUUGGCGAUAAAGAAAAGCUGGGGGGUAAACUUUCCUCUGAAGAUAAGGAAACCAUGGAAAAAGCUGUCGAAGAAAAGAUUGAAUGGCUAGAAAGUCACCAAGAUGCUGACAUUGAAGACUUCAAAGCGAAAAAGAAGGAACUAGAAGAAAUUGUUCAGCCAAUUAUCAGCAAACUUUAUGGAAGUGCAGGUCCUCCUCCAACUGGUGAAGAUGAAACAGCAGAGAAAGAUGAAUUGUAGACACUGCUCUGCUAGUGCUGUAAUAUUGUAAAUACUGGACUCAGGAACUUUUGUUAAGAGAAAAUUGAGAGAACUUAAGUUUCGAAUGUAAUUGGAAACUUCACCUCUGAGUGGAGUUGAAAAUGCUAUAGCCUAAGUGGCUGUUUACUGCUUUUCAUUAGCAGUUGCUCACACGUCUUGGGGUGGGGGGAAAGGAGAAUUGGCAAUCUUAAAACACUGGGUAAAAACAAUGGGUUGGGAGUGUGCUCACCUUGGAAAUGGUCUAUUUAACAAUUGGGUCAUGUGCAUCUGGUGUAGGAACUUUUUUCUACCGUAAGUGACACCAAUAAAUGUUUGUUAUUUACACUGGUC
Chrysochloris asiatica (Cape golden mole) is the source of this 2591-nucleotide messenger RNA. RefSeq names its product heat shock 70kDa protein 5 (glucose-regulated protein, 78kDa) (gene HSPA5). Lineage: Eukaryota; Metazoa; Chordata; Mammalia; Afrosoricida; Chrysochloridae. Gene Ontology annotation, cellular component: membrane; nucleus; endoplasmic reticulum chaperone complex. The record is from RefSeq and is a predicted model, not a curated record. Bases 273 to 2240 code for a protein of 655 amino acids. The transcript is spliced from 8 exons. Gene Ontology annotation, molecular function: heat shock protein binding; ATP hydrolysis activity; ATP-dependent protein folding chaperone. Gene Ontology annotation, biological process: endoplasmic reticulum unfolded protein response; cellular response to unfolded protein; protein refolding.